Clavispora lusitaniae ATCC 42720 is the source of this 2001-nucleotide messenger RNA. RefSeq lists its product as uncharacterized. Gene Ontology annotation, biological process: protein import into nucleus; ribosomal large subunit biogenesis. NCBI's taxonomy places the organism in Eukaryota, Fungi, Ascomycota, Pichiomycetes, Serinales, Metschnikowiaceae. The record is from RefSeq and is a predicted model, not a curated record.
AUGGGUUGUGCACAUAACAAUGUAGAUGUCCUUUCAUCUCAUCUUGUCGUUUUUUUCCACCACAAACAGUUGAUCUUAAUUUCCAAAAUGGGAAAAUUGAAAAAGGGCAGAAAGUCCCAAAACAGAAGACACAACCCCGUGGCAAGAAAAAACGGCGCCUCGGGGAAACAGGACUCCAAAGAAGAAACCACAAGACAAAACAAAAUUGUUCCGCUCAUCGCCAAAUUAUCUUCAUCUGCCACAAACGACCAGUCGCUAGCACUUUCGACAAUUGGAGUGCUUGCAGAAGAUGAACAAAUGAGAAAGUUGCUUUUGAAGGAACGUUUGGUGGCCACAUUGGUGGAAGAAAUUCUUAGCAAAUCCAGCGACGAUGAGCUUAUUGUCGAGGCAUACGGGGUAUUGAGAAACUUGACUAUAGAGGAAGGCUACGAUGUUGCAAUGCACUUGUGGCGGUUGAAAAUCUGGACCUUCAUCCAAAACGGCCUCGAGAAGAUCCAAAAGUCGUAUGAGUUCUUGAACUCGGACCCUAAGAAAUUGGACAAGAAAAGAGCACACUUGUUGUUUGACUUUACUGAAAAUGUCUUGUCGCUCAUUGUGGCCAUUGCCAGUUGCUCCGAGGAUUUGUACGAUAACAUUUACGCCGACAUUGAUCCUGUGGUGAAAUUGGUGAUUGACGUACUCAAUUGGAACAUUCCCAAACUCAGAACGUCAACCAAGUUGUUCAAUGCGUUGCUCGACUUCAUUUACGAAUUUGCAUCUGACUCCGCUGCGUUUGUUUCGGACUUGGCAGCGCAAGAGUCCUUUUCUUUGGCCCUGUUGGAAGAGGCGGUCCAACUGUCUGCACAUGCGCAAAACAACUUGGGCAAGGUCAUUGUGCAAGGCAUCAAAUUCCAUCUUUACGAGGUGCAAAGCAGCUUGGAAGAAGACAAACAGACUGCAUGUUUAUCUAUCUUGAAGAGCAUUUUCGGCACAAUCACACAACUCGAUCUUGAAGAGAUGAACCGUCAAUUGAGCCAGAAGGAGAAACUCCCCGAACCCAAGCCGGCUGAUGACGAAAAACCACAAAACAUUGACAUUGCAUUUGGUUCUGACUCGGCCGAAAAGAUCCAGGCGAGAUUCGAUCUCCAGGCCAUCGAUGUCACCAUCGAUUUAUUCACCACCAUGUGCGAAUAUUUGGCCAUAAACGAAAGCCAUGUCGAAGAGUCGGUGUCUUUAAACAAUGAGCUUGUUGCAUUUUUGUUGGAUGUUGCCUUUCCCUCGUGCUUGCAUCUUUUGAAGUAUAACCACGAACAUGCGCAAGUGUUCCAACUCACAGUCAAAGUGCUAGUGGCACUCAAUAAUUUGUGCUGGUUGUUCUUGUCAAACGAAACAAUCCCAGUCGAAUGGUACACCAAAAUUCCACUUUUGUGGGACGCCGUGGACUCCGUUUCGGUGCUGGAAAAUAUGGAGGUGCAGAAACUUGUUCUUAGCAUAUUGUGGGCGCUUUCAAAGAGCGUCGGGCCCGAAGUACGCAACAAAGUCACCCAGGCACACAUCACAGGAUUAUUGGAGAAAUGCACUCAGUUGACGCAAGGCCUGAGCAUCGCCGAUGAGCCUGUCGCAGUUUACGAGUUUCUAUUGUCUGCUAUUGGCUUUUUGGGCUCGGUGGCCCAGGUUAUAGGAAACACAGACAUGACCCGGGAGAUUGGCGAGUUCCUUUUGUCGCAGAUUGCGCAUUAUGUUGUCGAAGAAAACCAUCAUAAGGAACGCAAGGCGGUGGAGAUCCCGUUCGAGUGCUUGAACUUGAUGUACGACAUAUUUGGCGACGCUGAGUACGACUAUGACUUACCUGUGUUUGUGGAAGGCGCCUAUCUUGAUCGUCUUAGGCAAUUGGAGCCUGCUGUCAAAACGUGCUACAAGCAAAUUGACAAGAACCGUGACAAAGACUUGAAGAUUCGUGCAGAAGAAGUGUAUGGGAACUUGGGUCGUUUUAUAGUCUACAAGGAGCGUGAGAGGGCAUGA